Schistocerca piceifrons (Central American locust) is the source of this 5521-nucleotide messenger RNA. RefSeq names its product NADP-dependent malic enzyme (gene Men-b). The transcript has 12 exons. Gene Ontology annotation, cellular component: mitochondrion. The record is from RefSeq and is a predicted model, not a curated record. Gene Ontology annotation, biological process: malate metabolic process; pyruvate metabolic process. Gene Ontology annotation, molecular function: NAD binding; malate dehydrogenase (decarboxylating) (NAD+) activity; malate dehydrogenase (decarboxylating) (NADP+) activity. Lineage: Eukaryota; Metazoa; Arthropoda; Insecta; Orthoptera; Acrididae. The coding region runs from base 92 to 1960 and encodes 622 amino acids.
AAUCAGGUCCAGUGUUGACUACAGAGGUGUGGGUGGGUUAGUAGAAGAGAGGAAGCCGGUACGGGUUGUAAGUGGUGUAAACGUAAAUAAUAUGGUUUCUGUAAUACCACGAGUGUUUAGGGAGUCCCUUCCUGGACUACUACACCUGGGAAGUGGGUUCAGUAGACAGGAUGUUUUACGGACAGCUGCACCUGCUCUGCAGAGAGCGUACCAUGAAGUUACUGGUGAUGAACUUUGUCCCAAUAUGGUGCGUGGUAUAGAUCACCUGCGAGAUCCGAGGCUAAACAAGGGUUUAGCAUUUACCUUAGCUGAAAGACAGCGCUUAGGAAUUCAUGGGCUGAUGCCUCCAAGAUUCAAAACACAGGAAGAGCAGUUAGAACUCUGUAAAGUUAGUGUAGAACGAUACCAGGAAGAUCUGAACAAGUACUUGUACCUCAUUGAACUGCAGGAUCGCAAUGAACGGCUCUUCUUCCGGCUUCUAUCAGAAAAUGUGGAGCAGAUGAUGCCUAUUGUUUAUACUCCUACAGUCGGCCUUGCUUGCCAGAAGUUUGGUCUUAUUUACCGGAGAGCACGUGGGCUAUUCGUCACCAUCAAUGAUGCUGGACAUGUCUACAAUGUCAUCAAAAACUGGCCUGAAUCUGAUGUGCGAGCCAUUGUUGUGACAGAUGGUGAACGUAUACUUGGCCUGGGUGAUCUAGGUGCCUGUGGCAUGGGAAUUCCUGUUGGAAAACUUGCACUGUACACUGCUCUUGCUGGAAUCAAGCCUCACCAAUGUCUGCCCAUAACAAUUGAUGUUGGAACAAACAAUCAGCAAUUGCUCGAUGACCACCUCUACAUUGGCCUGAGGCAUAAAAGAGUGACUGGCGAACGAUACGAUGCCCUCAUUGAUGAAUUCAUGCAUGCUGUUGUGAGGCGCUAUGGCCAGAAUGUACUCAUCCAAUUUGAAGACUUCGGAAAUCACAAUGCUUUCCGUUUCUUGGAUAAGUACCGUAAUAAGUACUGUACGUUCAAUGACGACAUCCAGGGCACGGCAAGUGUAGCAGUUGCAGGUUUACUGGCAUCUCGCCGUCUCACCAAUACAAGACUCUCGGAUAAUACAAUUCUCUUCUUAGGGGCUGGAGAGGCAGCAAUUGGCAUUGCAGACCUUUGUGUUCAAGCAAUGCAGACAGAGGGAACCACUCUCCAAGAAGCAAGAGAUAAGAUCUGGAUGGUUGACAUUGAUGGUUUGCUAGCCAAAAACAGACCUGAGGGCAAACUGGAUGGUCACAAGGCAUAUUAUGCUAAGGACCAUGCAGCCACAAAGAGUCUUGCUGCUGUUGUGAAGGAGAUCAAGCCUUCAAUACUAAUUGGUGCAUCAGCUGCUGGAGGAGCCUUCACACCAGAAAUUUUGAGGGAUAUGGCAUCUUUCAAUGAGAGACCUGUUAUAUUUGCUUUGAGCAAUCCAACAAGUAAAGCUGAGUGCACUGCUGAACAAGCAUAUACAAACACAGAGGGCCGCUGCAUUUUUGCCAGUGGUUCUCCGUUCCCACCUGUACAGCUUGAUGGUAAAACUUACUAUCCAGGACAAGGAAACAAUGCCUACAUUUUCCCCGGCAUUGCAUUAGGCGUUAUUGUCACAGGCAUUCAUCAUAUUGAGGAACAACUGUUUCUUAUUGCUGCACAGACAGUUGCAGACCAUGUGACUGAUGCUGAUCUGGCUAAUGGAAGACUGUAUCCUCCUCUGGGGUGCAUAAGAGAGUGUUCAGUCAACAUUGCCACACGUAUAGCAGAGUAUGCAUACAAGAAAGGUACAGCAUCAGUAUACCCAGAGCCAGAGGACAAGCGAGCAGUAGUUUUGUCUGCUAUGUAUAAUCAUAAUUACGAAGAUGCACUACCUGAUGUAUAUCCAUGGCCUGAACUUCCUGCAUCCAAGAGUGUUACUAUAGAUAAGCCUACAAAAGCAAGGAGCAUAGAGUUGUAGGCCUAAGUAACAGAAAACCCACCAGCAAAGGUACAUCCAGCAUUAUAAAAAUAGAUAAAACCUGUCUGUAUUGACUGGAUAAAAAGCCACGACCUGGCCAACAGCAAUAUGGAAAAACUUGUAAUGAAUGUUAAAGAUUCUGAGGCUUAUUAAGAAUGAAAAAUGUAAAAGUGAGAAAAAUAAGAAACUGUAGCAAGGGAAAUAAGACAUUCUUUUGAAACACAUAGAUAUUUUCUCGUGUUGCUUUUGGUCCAGUUGCAGUCCAUACUUUGUUAAAAGUUUUAUAGCCAUCUUCCCUUUUCGGUAGCCUUGCACAGUUUAUAGCUUUCAUAGUUAUUUUUGUCUGUGAUUAUUUAUUUAUUUAUUUAUGUAUUUAUGAGUAUUAUUGGUGUUAAUACCAUUGUGACAGUUCUUCUUACAAUUUUGUUUGUUUGUACCGUCAAAGUCUGUUGCGUGUUUUUCUCGGUGAAUAUUAUGUAACUUUAAACCUUGCUAUAAUGUGUUAAGUGACAACUGACAUUUUCCUGUUUUUCUGGCGAAGUAAUGAAAGAUUGGUCUUCUGUAACUGUGUGUGUUAUUGGGACAAUUUUGAUAUUAGUACAUUUUUUACUCAGAAUUUAAUUAAUCUUAGUUGUUCAUCAACAGUGAAUUGUGUUAUUUACUAUCUGUCCCAUUGCGGUAAUAUUUCAUUAAACUGAUGUUUAAUCAAAAAAUACUACCCUUCAAUAUUUCCACUAACAAGUAUGCCAUCCAUUUAUCACUUUGUUUAUGGAGUUGUGUGUUUGUGCAGGUAUAUACUUGUGUUUUGGAUUGAAGAAGAGAAUUCGAUGAAAGACAACACAUAGCGCCUUUAGUCCUUUUUCUGGGUGUUUUUCACAAUUUGUCUAUAUUGUCCACAUUAAAUUUUGUUUAAAAUUGACCCUCUGUAUGUUUUAAUUUCACUGUGCUUUAAUAAUAUAUUUUUCAAUAAAAAUACAAACCAAUUACAUCACCUAAUGGUAAUUGGCACACCAAUGGUAAAAAUGUCUAGCAUGCUAUGUUUUCUCUUCUUACUGAAGUUAAGAGUUAUGAAGCCUGUGGCUUGGUAGAGGAAAAUAUUUCACCAUUUUGCAACGUUACACCAAAAUUUGGACGUUUCAUAUAUAUAUAUAAAACCUUUUUCUAUUUAAAUAAAACAUCCAUAUUAUAUCGCACUGUUUCACAAAAUGUUCUAACUAAGAUUGGGUAGUUACAUGAAACCAUUCCCAAAAUAGUGUAUUAUAGUGUUGUAGUGUUCUGCCAACAAAACCUUCUGAAAACCGAACAGUUACCCCAUGUAAUCUCCUACAGGUGAUUACAUUUUACACAUCAAUUUUAUUUCUGCAGUUACCUGUACUGGCUAAUGAAGACUGUAUUUCCAGGAUAUCUUGUAAAUGAAUAUUUUGUUAUCCUCAAUAGACAUACCGUUCUACCUAUUUCUUUAAAUGUUAUCUUUCAGUUUGGUAAUACAUUCUUCCAGUGUGUUUCAGUGUUACACACUCCUGAAGCACUGUAUUGAUUCAGUGACUGUUACUCUUCCAUUUCACACCAGCAAUCUACAUUCUUUGAUAAUCUUCAAGCACCCAUGCAAUUAUCAUUUCCCAACUCUGAUUCCCAGGCAAGCAUGCAUCUUAUUAUCUUAUUUCCUGAUUUUGUUGUUACUGAAUAUUAUUGUUUCUAUGUCUAGAUGGGUACAUGUGUCCAUCGAAUAGUGGAGAAAACACUAGAUGUGUGUUCGACAUUAUUAAUAUAUUUGCUUUCUGGUUCAUUAUGUCUCAGUUGCCUGAAUUUUGAUCUUUUGAAGUUCCAUUGUGUAUGCUUUGUUUCACAGUUUUACUAUUUUGUAUCAUUCAUAUUUCUAGCCCUUGUUCAUCCCAGAAACAUACUUGAAUCUGUUAGUUGUUGAUACCCGUUUGUUGUUUUGGAGUUGGAAUUUUUAUGUCAAAAUGUGUUAAUACUCAGUGCAUUCAACUGUAGUGUGAUAUAUUUGCACCCUCAUUACUUCUUAUGAAAACAAAGAUUUGCUGUCAGAUCCCGUUAUAGGCCUUUUUAAUGGUAGAACCUCUUUCUUUGUGAGACCAUUCUCACAGUUUUAUAUCAUUGGAAUCUACCAUUUUUUUCAUUACUUCCAAGACUUUUCUAUGCAUAAAAAGUCUAUUGUGAGGUUCCUAUUUUCCCAGUCCUUCUCGGUUAUCAGUGUUACAGAAAAAAUGUUUCUGCAGCACUUGCAUAUUUCUUAUUACCAUGUAUACUUCGUGUAGAUGGUACUCAUCAACCUUAUUGCUAUAGUGUUUCUGCUCUCAAGGCAUGUGAUUUUUACCCCAGCUGUUAAUCCCUCAUUUUUAUAUUAGACAUUACACCCCAGUUGUUUUUGUUAGAACUCUCCUAAGUUCAUCACAUCAUUGCAAUAUUACCCUUACUAUUAUGCCAGAGUAAGUAAUGUUUUCACUUUCAGUUCCCUUUCCUCAGACAUGACUGGACAUUUUGUCAAAGUAAGUGUGCUUAUUCCUCCUUUUUCCCAUGUAAAUGUAGCACUUGGUUUCCUGGGAUGCAGUACUUCUGUAGCUCAUUCAUAGUUUACUGAAACAGAAAUUUUUGUCUUUUUUCUUUUUAUUAUUUUUUUACUGUUUGGACAAAUAAAAUUAAAAAAGAUUGUUAUUGAACUUAGUACAGCAAGUGAAAUGUAUUCUGAUGAAUAUGUUUAAGCAUGUCUAUGUGUUUGAGUGGAUCUCAGAUCUUGAGGGUUAAAUAUUCUUUUGUAAUUUCAGUUUGUAACCAGUGUUCAGCUGUCACUUGCAUGCCACCUUCCCUUCAUUUUGUUUUUCUGGUCUUCCUCAUGAAUGAGAGUAUUUUUGAAUAACUGUUGUAACUGAGUCAUAAAUUUACAUCUCUGUGAAUGAAAAAGUGAAAAUUAUUUAUUUUAUGUGCUGAAAAUUGUGUGUGUGUGUGUGUGUGUGUGUGUGUGUGUGUGUGUGUGUGUGUGUGUGCAUGAAUCUAACCAUCUCUUGAUAUAAAAACACAGUAUCAUGAAUCUGACCUGUCUUAAAAAUAUUCUUUCCACAUUUUCAUGCAGCUUUCUGCAAUUUUACUGACAAGAAUAUCAAAAAGGACUUUCCGUGGUAUGUUUGGAGGAAUUUUGGAGAACAUCAGAUUUUCAUACAAUUUAUUGUACGUUAGUUGUCUGAUAUUGAUAACCAGACUAAAAGUUAAUCUCUGAUCUAUAAUUUCAAAAAUUCUAUUCCAAACCUGUCUUCAAAUAAAUGAAGCAUUAUCUUCAUUUAAUUUUCAUCAGUUACUGACUUUGAUGUUCACAUAGUGUUACCAUUGCAGAAUUUGAAACAAAUUUGUAUCUUACUCUUUGUGCAUGAAGAUGGUGGUCUUUAUGAAAUUGUGAUUCAUUUUUGUGAUAUCAUCUCAUUAAUGUUAAGGACAGUGUUUAAAAUAUAUUUUUAUUGUCUUGUAACUAUUUCUAUUGUGAUAGCAAUAUGUUAGUAACUGUUGAUAAUUGUGGUUAAAUAUGUGUUUAUAAUAAAUCCUUAAACA